Molecule: messenger RNA, 1107 nt
Organism: Mytilus trossulus (common blue mussel)
Lineage: Eukaryota; Metazoa; Mollusca; Bivalvia; Mytilida; Mytilidae
Exons: 1
Coding region: 1-1107 (368 amino acids)
Source: RefSeq, a predicted model, not a curated record
AUGAAGACCAGACGAGCUGGACAUCGGGGAGUUCUUACAAAGUUACUGAAGAAAGUGGAACCGAGUUCCGAGGAACUUUUACAGGAAUAUGACGUUAGUGAACUUUCAACCAUUCGAGGACUUGGUGUGAAGAAGCAGGAAACGAUCGAUCAACUGAACGAGAAGAUUGUGGAGGAACUAUCGGAAGAGGAAGUGAGCGAAGAAAUAGAAGAAGCCGACAGAUACACAUAUGACAUAGAAAUGAGUGUAACUAAACUAUCCAAAAUCAUGACGGAAUCGGAAAUCACAGUCAAACAGUCAAGUAAGUCAUUGCUUAACCCAAAUGCACACGAGUUUAUUAAUUACACAAAUCAUCAAGAAAGACAGCCACAGCCCAGUUUCAUGCACGCAAAUACAUCAGCGUCCGUUUUUUCAAACUCCAGCAUGUACCACAAACUUCCCAAAUUAAAUUUACCAACGUUCGGUGGGAAUAUGUUAGAAUGGCAACCCUUUUGGGAUUCGUUUAGUGCUGCCGUACACGAUAACCUGUCUUUAAACGAUGUACAGAAAUUUAAUUACUUGAAAUCUCAACUGUUCGGAGAAGCCACCCAAUGCAUAGCAGGUCUACAAAUAACUAACACAAAUUACCUACAAGCAUUACAUGUACUGAAACAAAGAUUCGGUCAACCACAUAAGAUAGUACAGACAUACAUGCAGAGUUUAAUCAGCCUUCCUAGUCCAACGUCAAAUAUUACACAUUUGAAAAAAUUCUACGACAGUAUGGAAAACUACAUCCGUGGCCUUGAAAGUAUAGGGGAGUCUCACGAGUCGUUCGGAAGCCUUUUAGUGCCCAUAAUAUUAAAUAAAUUACCUGGGAAUAUACGAGAAAACAUGGUACGUGCCCACGGAGGCGACCACUGGAAUUUGCCGUCGUUACGGCAAGCUAUUCAACAUGAGAUAACGAUUAAGGAAGCGGGUCAGUCGGUAAACGGUGAUGAUAUAGAGCCAAAUUACACACCCACAUCAGCAUUCUUUACGGGUACAAAUCGCAACUACGUAAAUCAGAAAGGGAAAAGAGACAUAACAAAGAAGCCGUGCAUCUUUUGUCAAGGAGUUCACGCCCUAUAA